This is a messenger RNA of Aspergillus aculeatus ATCC 16872, 504 nucleotides long. RefSeq names its product TOM complex receptor protein TOM20. Gene Ontology annotation, cellular component: mitochondrial outer membrane; mitochondrial outer membrane translocase complex. The transcript is spliced from 3 exons. Gene Ontology annotation, molecular function: transmembrane protein transporter activity. Lineage: Eukaryota; Fungi; Ascomycota; Eurotiomycetes; Eurotiales; Aspergillaceae. Gene Ontology annotation, biological process: protein targeting; protein import into mitochondrial matrix; tRNA import into mitochondrion. The coding region runs from base 1 to 504 and encodes 167 amino acids. The record is from RefSeq and is a predicted model, not a curated record.
AUGAGAACCUCCACUUUGGUGGCCGCCACCGCCGGCACGAUCAUUACCGGUCUUUUGGCCUACGCUGUCUACUUCGAUCACAAGCGCCAGACCGACCCCGAGUUCCGUCGCGCUUUGAAGCGCAACAACCGCCGCAUGGCCCGCGUUGAGAAGGAGGAAGCCGAGGCCCAGGGCGCCAUGCAGCGCGAGUCCAUCAAGGCCGCCGUGCAGCAAGCCAAGGACGAGGGCUUCCCUACGGACUUGGAGGAGAAGGAGGCCUACUUCAUGGGUCAGGUCGCUCGCGGCGAGUCCCUCUGUGCUGAAGAACCCGUUGAGGCCGCUUUGUGCUUCUACAAGGCCUUGAAGGUCUACCCCCAGCCUAAGGACCUCAUCUCCAUCUACGACAAGACGGUUCCCAAGGAGGUCCUGGAGAUCCUGGCUGAGAUGGUCGCCAUGGAUGCCGGCCUCCAGCUCGGCUCCUUCACGGCCGAGAGCUCCGGCCCGGAGAGCCACGGUGUGGAGUAA